AUGCGUUGGUGUUUCAGUGGAGGUCAUAUUUCACCACCUCCGCCACCACAACGAAAAUUCUUUAAUCCAUCAACAUCAUCAACGGCUGGAUCUUUAUCAAGUUCCAAUGAAGUUACGUCAAGUGAUGAGGAUCACAGACGACUUAAAAGAGCAGAAAAAUCGGAUUCGUACACAACGAGGACAUCAAAUCGACCAUCACUUGCACCAAGGCCAAAAUUUGAUGAUCAAAAUAUUUCAACUUCAUUGAAUGACAAAAAAGAAAGCCCACAAAGAUUGCAAAAAUUAAAUAGGAUGGACAGUGACGGUGAUUCUGUGGACAGUAUCGCACGAAAGCUUCAAAAAAUAGGAACAACUUCAACGGAUGAUGCAUCAUCAAAACUUACCUUAGGCAGAAAUUUUUCAUCAAAAGAACAUGAACUUCACUGGUCAGCACAUUUAGAUUCAGGUACAACCAGUAUUACCGGAGCACAGAAUACCAGUUCAUCUAAUGAAUCUGAAGCGGGUAGUGCUGUUGUUAAUAUAACUACCAUUCCACACGAUGAACUUAGUUCAUCAUCGCCUUCUUCUUCCGGAAUUGUUGUUGAUAUGAACGACUCCAAUGGUGAAAGUAAUCAGAGAACAUCAGCAACAUCAUCAUUAUCAUCAUGUGAACCAUCAACCGAUCUAACUGAAUCAAAUUUCGAUGCUUCACGUGCGGGAAGAACUUGUCGAUCAUGGAUAGAUGAUCCAUUGUCGCUGACGCAAGAUUAUCGUGGACAGCGACAACCAGCAGAUCACUUUAAUGGUAUUGAAGGAGCAAUCGGUACAGUUCAACGUUCCCAAUUUGAACGAGUUCGUGAACCCUGCGGCCUAAUGAUGACAGCAUUGGAAGAGAAAAAUGAGCCAAAUGACAAAUCCAUUUUACAAGGCGUUCUCAACAGUUCCAACAUAACCUCUCCUACUGAUCUAGGAGCUACCGGUGGUACUGAGGCACGACUUAAUCUUUCUCUCACUUUGAAUAAUCAACGAGGUUUUAUACAACGUUCUAAUAGGAGCUCAUCAAUACCACCUGAAAGUAUGCGUGGUAAUAGACACACUCCGGAGGAUCGUUUCAAGCGCAGCGAAAGUAUCGCACCCGAACAAAUAAAUCAGCGCCGUUUGCCAGAUAGUGGUGGAAAUAAUUCAACAAAUGAUGAAAAUAUUAGGAAGCAACUUAUUUGCUCGAAACUUGUUGAAAACUAUCGAUAUAUCGAAAAUAGUGUCGAAAAAUUAAAUAAGUGUACGGCAGCACGUGCAUGGCGGCAACCGCAUAUCCUACAACAACAUAUUUUUGAUAUCAAAGAACAUGUGGGAAUGAUUGCAAGUUCAAUGAAUGGUUUUCUAGAUGCUGCAUGCCGUAUUGCUAUCGAUGUUAUUAAUCCGAAAAGCGAAGAAUUGAAACAAUUACUUCCACCACUGAAAAGCUCAACUGCUAUCAUAACCCAAUUGAAACAAAAUUUGGACAAUACUGGUUGGACACUUAGUGCCCUAUCACGACCGCGUAACAUCUAUGGAACAACAUCGGGAAGUGAUGCUUUAGAUCAAUUCCUUGCUGUUAUCAAGCAGUUGCCAAUCGAUUGUUGUAAACUGAUACAAUGGGCAUUGCUGGUGGUACCAUCAUCUGGUGUUCGUUUCUUGACGAAUGGUUUGAAAGAUUCAUUAAGCUCUGAUAAUAUCACCACAAGCAUUUAUAAGUCGCAUGAUGAUCCCUUAUUAAGGACAUGUGAAACAAGUGGUAGAACAACGAUUGGAACGGGUUUAAAAAGACAAUCGGGAACGUCAACUUCUUCAACGAUGACUAUUUCAAGUUUGAAUGAUACGCAAACACCACAAUCAAUUUUGGCUUCUCGUACAACUUUUGGCCCAUCAACUACAACAACUAGUAAACAAAAUCGUGUAACAUUUGCGGAUGAUCUAACUACUUCACACCGAUUAUCGGAUUCAAUUCUGGAAGCACAUAUUCUGGAAGAAGAUGAUUUAGAAUCAGUGAUCAGUGAUCGCGAUAGCUUCUAUCAGGACUCAACAAUUGAAGCUGAAGAUACUGAAGUGGUAAGUCGUAAAAUGACACCGAUAACGAAUUUACCACCAUUAUCACAAUUGAAUAUAGAGGUGAUAAAAUCGUUGUCCGAUGAUGACAGACAAUUGAUUGAAUUUUAUUCACCACAAUUAGAUGCACACACUGAAUUCCUUUCGAAGGCAAUUGAAGAAUUCUUGACUGUAAUUGAAAAACAAAUGCCACCUCAUGAAUUUGUUCAGAAAGGAAAACUGAUAAUACUUACUGCACAUAAAUUAAUUUAUAUGGCUGAUACAAUUGCGGAGUGUAUUUCGUCCGGUGAUGUUAGCAAAGAAGUGAAACACGCAGCUGAUCGAUUACUUGAUGUAUUGAAAACAUGUGUUCAGGCUACCAAACAUGCUGCUGAUGAGUACCUAUCAGUAUCAGCUGUACAAUCAAUGGCUAAUUGUAUUGUGACAGUGUCACGUGCUGCAUAUGAUUUGAAAUUACUUGUGAAACAAUGUUGUAGUAACAGUUAG
Molecule: messenger RNA, 2550 nt
Organism: Cercopithifilaria johnstoni
Lineage: Eukaryota; Metazoa; Nematoda; Chromadorea; Rhabditida; Onchocercidae
Source: the annotation of a GenBank genome assembly